Molecule: messenger RNA, 978 nt
Organism: Gracilinanus agilis (Agile Gracile Mouse Opossum)
Lineage: Eukaryota; Metazoa; Chordata; Mammalia; Didelphimorphia; Didelphidae
Gene: BSND
Product: barttin CLCNK type accessory subunit beta
Exons: 4
Coding region: 1-978 (325 amino acids)
Biological process (GO): chloride transport
Cellular component (GO): basolateral plasma membrane
Molecular function (GO): chloride channel regulator activity
Source: RefSeq, a predicted model, not a curated record
AUGGCCGAAGACAAGACUUUCCGCUACGGGUUCAUCAUGCUGGGCUUGUUCCUGCUCGCCGUCGGCAUGUUCAUCAUGACGGCCGACCGGCCGCAGGUCUACGUCACCUUCUGCGUCAUCGGCGCCAUCAUGCUGGUCUCGGGGGUCGUCUGGAGCAUGUGCCAGUGUUACCCCAAGAUUGCCUUCGUGCCGGCGGACACAGAUUUCGAGAGCUUCCUGUCCCCGAAGGCUCGGGGCCCUACGGAGAACGGCAUUCCUGAGAAGAAGGGCUCCCAACCUCCUUACUCCCGAUUGGAAGAAGAAGAGGCCCCAAUGCAGAGCCCACCUGACUAUCACCACAUCCAGAUGAAGGUCUUUGGGUGUGGGGAGGACCAGGGGGUCCUGUCCGCCCCGAGUCUGCCCCCGUCUGAGCCCCAAGCUGGGGGAGCAGAAGGAGGAGAGGGAAGGGCCACCUACUCAGAGCCCUUCAUAGAGACGACUGUCGUCGUGCACAGGGGCCUGGACAGCACGGAGGCCGAGAGACCCCCGAGUCUGCCUGAAGCCGGCUCGCCGCCGGCCCCCCAGAUCGGCGCUGCGCCCCUGGCCUCCUUCCCAGAAGACCUGGAUUCCAGCGCGGACGGCAGCGGCGGAAGCAGCCGGAAGCCGUCCCCCCCGGAGGAUGCUGGGAAAGCGGACCCUCCCGCCGAUCGCUACCCGGACUUUGCUCUCAUUGACGCCCCUGGAGGUGACGAGGACUCCCCAGUCCCCAGCCCCGGCCCUGGCCCCGGCCUCGGCCCCAACUUCUGGGCCGGGUCUAAGCAGGCUCCGACUGCUCCCAGGGAUGCGGCUUCGGAAGGCCUUCCUGAGCCGCCGGAAGAGAACGAGACGGCCCCAAAGGAGCCCGAGGAGGAAGAGGAGGAUCUGUAUUACGGCCUGAAGGAUGGGCCAGGCGGAGGCCUGGAAGAGGAGGAGCUCUUUGACUUCGAGCCGGACUCCUAG